This is a messenger RNA of Jaculus jaculus (lesser Egyptian jerboa), 760 nucleotides long. RefSeq lists its product as uncharacterized. Bases 39 to 518 code for a protein of 159 amino acids. The record is from RefSeq and is a predicted model, not a curated record. The transcript is spliced from 3 exons. Lineage: Eukaryota; Metazoa; Chordata; Mammalia; Rodentia; Dipodidae.
CUGGGCGAGCGAGAAGGGGCACGGCUCAGGCGGGGGCUAUGGACGGUGGCGACGCGAGGGACAAGGAGGAGGAGGAGGAGGAGGAGGAGGAGGAGAUCACCGCGGCCACGCUGCGGGUCAAGCCCCGGCCGCUGCCCAUCUCCGCCAUGUCCACUCUGGGCUACGCCCCGUCCGAUCGCCCCGAACCCAAGGAGCUCAGCUACUACAACCGCCAGCGCCGGCAAGGGGUUAUUUCCCUCUAUGACUGUGUGUUUAAGAGGAGACUAGACUAUGACCAGAAAUUACACCGCGAUGACAGAGAGCAUGCCAAAGGCCUUGGACUCCGCAUUAACGAAGAGGAAAAGGAAAGGCCUGUCGGAGUGCUGGCAUCCUCUGCCUAUGGAAAACGCAUCCAUCAGCCCGUGGAGCCCUUGAACCGAGGCUGUGGCCGUGUGAACCACGUGCAGGCUGACUUCUACAGGAAGAAUGACAUCCCCAGCAUCAAGGAGCCUGGCUUUGGGCACAUUGCUCCAGCCUGAGGUGGCCCCGGGGCCCAGGCCCGUUCCAGAAAAGGAGGCUGCUGGGGGAGCGCGGGGCCCGGCCUGGCUUCCCUUCUCACCUCCUGCUGCAGCGACGCACCUUGACCUCGGGAGGGACCUGGCCCCGCGCCUUUGCCCGCGUUAAACAUGCCCAGCGGAGGGAUUUUCACCUGCACUUGUUUCCGAUGCAAUGAUGCUGACCCACACAUUGUAUUCUCCCAAAUAAAAGGAAAGCAACCUUG